Messenger RNA from Rhinopithecus roxellana (golden snub-nosed monkey), 1641 nucleotides. It is a transcript of the gene FKBP3, whose product is annotated as FKBP prolyl isomerase 3. The coding region runs from base 80 to 754 and encodes 224 amino acids. Gene Ontology annotation, molecular function: peptidyl-prolyl cis-trans isomerase activity. The transcript is spliced from 7 exons. NCBI's taxonomy places the organism in Eukaryota, Metazoa, Chordata, Mammalia, Primates, Cercopithecidae. The record is from RefSeq and is a predicted model, not a curated record.
GGUCACGCCCCGCCCUAGGGGGCGGGGCGAUGCCGAACUGCGGCGGGCUGGCUCAGUAAAGCGGAGGCAGCGGGGGAAGAUGGCGGCGGCUGUUCCACAGCGGGCGUGGACCGUGGAGCAGCUGCGCAGUGAGCAGCUGCCCAAGAAGGACAUUAUCAAGUUUCUGCAGGAACACGGUUCAGAUUCGUUUCUUGCAGAACAUAAAUUAUUAGGAAACAUUAAAAAUGUGGCCAAGACAGCUAACAAGGACCACUUGGUUACAGCCUAUAACCAUCUUUUUGAAACUAAGCGUUUUAAGGGUACUGAAAGUAUAAGUAAAGUGUCUGAGCAAGUAAAAAAUGUGAAGCUUAAUGAAGAUAAACCCAAAGAAACCAAGUCUGAAGAGACCCUGGAUGAGGGUCCACCAAAAUAUACUAAAUCUGUUCUGAAAAAGGGAGAUAAAACCAACUUUCCCAAAAAGGGAGAUGUUGUUCAUUGCUGGUAUACAGGAACACUACAAGAUGGGACUGUUUUUGAUACUAAUAUUCAAACAAGUGCAAAGAAGAAGAAAAAUGCCAAGCCUUUAAGUUUUAAGGUCGGAGUAGGCAAAGUUAUCAGAGGAUGGGAUGAAGCCCUCUUGACUAUGAGUAAAGGAGAAAAGGCUCGACUGGAGAUUGAACCAGAAUGGGCUUAUGGAAAGAAAGGACAGCCUGAUGCCAAAAUUCCACCAAAUGCAAAACUCAUUUUUGAAGUGGAAUUAGUGGAUAUUGACUGAAAUAGUUCAGCUCUAAGGGUAUUAGCAACAAUGAUAAAACUUGGCCUUGAAGAAACUUAAAUAACUAGUUAGAACUUGUUACUAUUGUAAAGGAAGAGUCAACUGGAAAAUUCAAGGAGUUAAUAAAAUUUGUUUACUUGAUCCCAGCUUUUGAGAGAUGUAAUCCCUUAUGAAUCCCUGAAGUCUAAAAUACUUUCCCACAGCUGUGUAAAAUACUGGUCAAGGAGAACUUUUUCCUUUUACCUCAUGUUAUAAACUAAGUGGCUCAAUAAAAAUUUAUCCACUGUCUUGAUCUGACUGUGAUUUGUUUGGUGUUAAUAUAUUAUUGUUCUGAUUAGGUAACGAACUGAGGACCUCAUCAAACCAGGGAGUAGUAACUCCCAGUAAAAUUAUCUGGACAGAUUGCCUGUAUAAUGAGAAGGCAAAAGCAUAGGGAUUGAGGGGAAACAAAAUGCUAAAAGGGAAGAAAUCUUGGCAUGAAGAUCAAUACCUCAAUUUAGGAAAAGUGCACUUCAAAACCAAUGAGCCACUAAUAAAGGUGAACAUAAAGUUAAUAUUAUUAAUUGAUGCCCCCAGAAUAAAUUCAUAAACGAUUACUGGAUGAGUCUUCCAUUUUAUUACAAAAAUGAAGAUGAUCAGUUUGAUCAAAAUGAAAGCUUGUUCACAAGUUUUACAUGAAUAUUCUAAAUACAAAGUCUCCUGAAACAACAUACUUUUGAUAUGAUUUUCAUUUUUAAAGGGAUGCAAACAUUCCAUUUUCUCAUUUAUAAUCUCUCUAUUCCAAGGCAUAGUAUUUUAAUAAUAUAUCCUUUCUGCCGUUAGAUCACAAUUCACAAGUAUAACUGAAACAGACAAAACCUUGAUAGCAAAGGUUGAAGUCCUUUUUU